This is a messenger RNA of Rotaria socialis, 996 nucleotides long. The record is from the annotation of a GenBank genome assembly. Lineage: Eukaryota; Metazoa; Rotifera; Eurotatoria; Philodinida; Philodinidae.
AUGACAUGCCAGCAUCCUGGUUGUUCAUUUGGUAUAUUUUCUUCGUGUAUAAAUCAUUGUAUGCAAAAUGUUUGUUUGGAACAUUUAAUUGAACAUGGUGAUAUAUUUAUAAGUGAUUUUACUGGUUUACUCAAUCGCCUAGAUAAAUCUACAUGUAUUGUAAUGAAAGAAACUAAUAUUGCUGCAAAACAAAUCGUUCAACGCCGUGAAUAUGAAAUCGAACGUAUCAAUCGUAUGUAUGAUGAAGAACAAAAAGGCAUUCGAAAACGACUUGCAUUUGCUGAGACUGCAAAUACGUUUUUAAAAGAUAAACAAGAUAAAUUAAUCAUAUGCAAACAGAAAAAUGAAUGUCAUCUUAGUCAACAUGAUAUUGAACAAUUAAAAUUGUAUGCAACUGUAAUACGGAAUCCUCCGGAAGAAAAGCAAGCAAAAGAAGAAAAAACAAUUAUAAAUGUUGACACACUGAACGAGUCAAAUACGAUGCGGAAGAAUUUUCUGGGAACUUAUUCAUGCCCAUUAUUUCGACCGAAUGUAUUUGGCAUUACAAUUGAACAUAAGAUUCGUUUUAAUUGUGAUGGAUCAUCAUUUUUAAAAUGUCAUCUAGCUAGUCAUUUUGAAAAUUAUCAUCGUAUGUUGCCUGAAUAUGCACAACGAUUAAAAAAUGCUAUUGUUAAUGGCCAAUUACCAGAUGAAGUAAAAUUAUUUUCUGACGAUGAAAUUAUCUUUAAUAAAGAAUAUUUGAUUGAUUGCCCUUUAACGGAUGGAACUAAUGUGUUCGGUGCACAAUCAUCAUUAUCAAAAUUGAUGCAUUUGCCAUGUACAAAAAAACAAUUGUUACUAACAUCAAUGUUGAAUCAUUUUCACUGUUAUCAUAGAAUGAAAUAUAGUGUUGCAAAAACAAUAUAUACGGCAAUGAAAACAAAAUCUCUUACGUCUGACAGUGUUCUUUUUGAACCCAAUGAACGUAUUGCAAAAAACUUAAGCAAAAAGCGAUAG